UUCACGUGUUUCACAAAAUAAGUCUGAGAUUGUUUAUACUGUAUUUAACGAAAUUCUAGCCUUUUAAUAUUACUGGUGCUGCGACAUUCAUUAAACGCGUUGUUAUAUGUGUCCUUUCUUGUGGGAUCGUUAAGAUGUCUGAUACUGUAAUACCGAUCUCUAGGCCAGACGUCAGGAAACACUGCAGUCGUUCAUAUAGUGAGGAGGCUUCACGUGCCUGGACAGGAACCGACCCACGCAAAACACAAGCCCGGAAAAAUACUCGUGACCUGAGCAGAGUAUGGACGUGGAAACAUAACGAGUGCUCGGCUGAGGGUCCCGCGCCGCCUGACACCUUACAUGCAUCCGUCCAAGACGAUGUUUGGAACCUUCUAAAUAUGGUCGUCAUCUCUUGGAACAGAGACCCCAGCACUUUCCUGAUAGAGGGCUCUGGGGACGCAAAACCGGUCUGGAAGCCGAAAGAAGAGUCAAGAUUUCUUCUGUGAUCUUUCGGAUUGUGACACUUUAGAGUCUGGUAGAUGGGUAAAGGCGUUUGGGUGGGACAUGCUGCCUUCAUGUUCAUGGUAGUUUGUGGAGGCUGAAACGGCAGUCCUCACCACCCAGAAUACAACAUGAAUCUUCACUUACUCACUCACUCAUGGAGCUGAGCCCUACCUGAGGAA
Molecule: messenger RNA, 662 nt
Organism: Cryptotermes secundus
Lineage: Eukaryota; Metazoa; Arthropoda; Insecta; Blattodea; Kalotermitidae
Exons: 3
Coding region: 135-485 (116 amino acids)
Source: RefSeq, a predicted model, not a curated record